GAGAGAGAGGCUCCGAGGUACUACAGUGAUGAGGCAGUUAUAACUGAGACAGAUGAGAGAAGGAGCAAGAGAGUAGAGAUUCUGAGUGAGUCACAGGAGGGCAGACAGGCACAGAGAGGGAGCUCAGAGCACUCUGCCAUCCCAAGAAAGACCUGCCCAGCUGGACUCUUCAUCAUGAGCAUGAGGGAGACCUGUGCCCAGGAAGUGGGGCCAGGGGAUGGGGUGGAAAAGCAGAGUGAAGGCACUCAGAAUUUGGACAGGAGGCAGCACGAGGUGGAGCUGCGGGAUAAAGCCAUCCUACAACAGAAGAGGCGCCUGAAACAGGCUACCCAGUUUGUGCACAAGGAUUCUGCUGACCUGCUGCCCCUGGAUGGCUUGAAGAGGCUGGGCACCUCCAAGGAUCUGCAGCCACACAGUGUGGUACAACGGCGCCUCCUGGAGGGGAAUCUGAACAAGCUGCGGGGGGAGAGCAGGGAAUAUACCACAUGGGUUCAAUCCCCACUGGUGAAGGACAAGGAUGACAGGGCAGAAGAGAAUGACAGAAGAAAAGAGACUGUGUCCCUGCUCAUACACUGCAAGUGCCAAGGUCAGGUACUGAGAGCUGCUGUUAACACUGGCUGCCAGCAAAACCUCAUCUCCAUGAGCUGUCUGAAACGGCUGGGGCUGGAGGAAGUGUCCGAUGCUGGCAAUGGGGAUCUCUCCCUUCCUGUCCCUAGUGUCAUUGGCCAGGUGGAGUGUGUGGAGGUGCAGCUUGGCCAGGAGACGGUGGUGUGCUCGGCGCUGGUCGUGGAUGAUGAAAUGCUGGAGUUCUGUUUCGGCCUCCAGACUCUGCUGUCUCUCAAGUGCUGCAUCGACUUGGAGGAAGGAGUCCUGCGACUGAAAGCACUGAGUGAAGAGCUGCCUUUCUUACAUGCCUCUGACGAGCAUGGGCAGUGAUGGGCCGGCUCCCCAUGUCCACAGGGAGAAGACUCUAUGGCUUAGCGGGGAAACCUGCGGCUCGGGCUGACACACUUGGACCUUGCUGAGUCCUGCGCUGAGGCUUCCAAGGGGGAGUGAGGAGGUAAACGGGAGCUGUCCCACUGUUGAUGCAAGCUGGCCUCUUGUAUGGAGAGUUCUUCCUCCCUGCAAUGGACCCGCCUGCUUGUCCCCAUAUGCUGAGUGGAUAUUCGUUCUCAUUUCUCUCUAUGUCCCCAUUCUCUGUCUGGUUUCUGCUUCUGCCCUUUUAGUGACUUCUUUUUACACUGCCAUGUAUUGAUAACACAGGAAGUGGCACUGCAAGCAGUCUCCAAGUGUUCUGCCUGCACAGAGAUGGUGGCUUCUUCUAAAGCCUCUGAAGAGUAUUUUAAAAGUUUCCCUCCCCUUUUGGCCGCAGAUCGACCUGGACAGGAGGCCUCUCUUUCCCUUGCUGCAUGGGAAGGGCCCUUUAGCCAAUUCUCCCUGUCCUCUGGAGAGCUGGAUUUCAUUACCCUGCACUGGCUCAGAUCAGUCUGGAAGGAUUUUACUGGAAGCAGCUUAAAUUGCAGUCACUGCAUUUUGAGAGUUUUCAUUCAAAGCACGAAGACUUCUAGGAAGUGCUGAGCUGAAACAUCCUGGGAGCGUUGAGCAUACACAGGCGUCAGGCCUGGCCAGCCAGCCUUAGCUACUAGACUCUGUAUUGUAUGAGCUCAAGUGCUAGUCUCUCCCCGUUAACCGUAGUAACUGGGCUGACACCCCUUCCAGCCAUGAGCUCCCAUCACCAGAUUUAUACACCCAUCAACUCUGCUUCUUCACUCUGAGCUCCAGGGAUUCAACUUAGAUACCACGUGAAUUCCAGGCCUACACCUGCCAUCAGCUCUACUCCUGGUCCCUGGCGAUUCAACACAGAGACACCAUCAGCUUCAACCAUUGGACUUCCACACCCCACUGACUACGUCUCCUGCAUGAAAGCAAAGAACCUGACUCAUUCCCGGUAUCAGCUCAGGUCACAGAGUUACAAACUCAUCUGGGAUGGACAGGACCUUUGCUAGGUCACUUAGUCAUUUCUUCUUCAUACAAGCAGGCUUGAUUUCAUUACUCUAAAAACAUUGAUGAUAGAUGAGUAUGUAGUCUCAAGGGACAGACACACCACCACCAUUCUGGGCAGCUCGCGCCAUUCCCAAAUGGAUGUAUUGGUUAAUUUUAGUUUCUAAUCUUUGACUAAAAUUUUCUGUUCUACAAUUUGUGCCCAGUUACAUCUUUUCUCCUCAGCGACUAAUGAGAAUAACUGAUGCCAGCCCUCUUCAUAACAUCCUUUCAUCCACUUGUAGAUGGUUCCGCCAUCUCCUCUCUGCCAUCUUUUUCCUGGACCUAAUUGGGUCUCUUUGUGGGUCUCACUUGUCAAAUAUUUUAUUAUUUCUCCUGUGCUCAUUUGAGCUCUCCGGUUUAUCUGACUUUUUUUUGGUAAAAGGGUUGCCCUAAACUGCAUGCAGGACUCCGAGGCUUAACCAGUGCUAAGAAGAAUGGAAUAAUUACCCUGCUAAUUUUACAUAUAAUACUCCUGUUGAUGCGACUCAGAAUGGCAUGUGCCCCUCUUAAUAGCAGUGUUGGACUGUUGACUCUUAUUCAGUUCAUCAUCCAUUAUAUCCUGCAGCUCUUUUUCUGUGGCAUGCCUGCCUAGUUCAUUGUUUUGCAAUUGUGCAUCUGAUGAUUCCUUCCUAUGUGAAGCACUCAACAUAUCUUUCCUGAAUAAUACCUGUAAUUUAAAGGCCUUGUCUCAUAUGUGUCAUGAUUGUCCUGUAUUAUGAUCCUAUCCCUCUGCAGUCCCUCUUGGAUCUGUAUUGUUUGUGCAUCUGAAUCUUUAAUGACAAUAUUGACUGGUAUUGGAACCUCCUUCAGAUCUGACAUUGACUCUUGAAUGAAUACAAUUUGUUAAAUGUUAUUCAUUUUUAUAUCCCAUCCUGGAGCAACUCAUCUAGUCCAUAACUCUUGAGUUUCACUCAAAGGAUGGGUUGUGGAAAUGAAUCAAAUAACCGGCUGAAAGCAAUAGCUAUUACAUCCACUGCAUUUCCUUUAUCCAUUAAGUUUUUUCAUCAAACAAACAAACAAAACCUAAGAGCCCUCUCUAGCUCAGACUGAAGUCAAUGGGAAGAUUUGCACUGAUUUUAAUGGGAGAAGGAUUGGUUCCCAUGGUAAACUGCCAUCAAUUUUGACAAAUUUACUUUGCCUAUUAUUUAUCACUUACUUUUGUGUAGGUGCUCAGUAGUUGGCUGCUCUGUUAGCUGUUGGAGCAAUAUGCCAAGUACUGCAGUUAAAUUUACCCAUCUGUAAGUCCUGGGAAUCUCCCUCCUUUGCUCUCCUUCAAAGCAUCCUUUGCUCCUUCUCUACCCUUCCACUGGCUUCACAUUCCUUCAGUUCUCAAACACAGUCAUCAAAGGUUCUGAUACUUCUGCUAAUUCCAAUCGCUCGGUGGGGUGAAUUUCACCAGGCCCUAUGGCUGUGAAUACAUUGAGGUUAUUUGGCUAUUCUGUAAUCUCGUCCUCUCCAUAAUGAACCAUUUCAGCUGCUGCUUUUGUUUUUGUUCUUCCCCCACAUCGGUAAGUAGCAGACCUGCCCUUUUCUGUCAUCCUCUUGCUUCCCACAGAAAUAUUAUAAUGAUGUUUUCUUGUUUCCUUUGCUAGUAUUCUCUGAUUUUGUGCCUUUGCCUUUCUGCUCUCUCCUCUCCUCCUCCCUUAGGAAUCACACAUGUUCACAUGCUUGCAUGCAAUCUCCGUGUCAAUUGUAUUGAGGGUGGUUUCUGCUUGAUUCCUACAUCAGUGCACGGGGUACUCUAAUCCCCAAUUAGUAAUCAGCUCCAUGGCAGUAGACAUACUCUUCCACUCUCCUCCCUACUGAAUCAAUCGAAUGUCUGCUACUUCCUCCAGAUUACUCAGUACUCUGCCCUUUGGCAUUUACCUUCUCCCUGAACAUUGUGGACCCUUUUGUAGAUAACUACUGCAGCAUUUCCCCCCAGCACUGUCUGGACUGCCAAACCCUGACCCAGCCCCAACUCAUAAAGGGCAGCAGCAAUACAAGCAGUGAGAGCUGCAGGCUUGAAUGCAAUGGGUUGGGAUCCCUUCUGCCACUUCCUUUGCUCCCCCACUUCAUUGGGAACUGAAUCAUGGUGUGAACCAAGCUCUAAAUGCCUCCUUUCCUUUGCAUCAGAAAUGGAACCUCUGCCUUUCUCCCCUGCCGAGCUCCACCCUUCCAUGACGGCAUCAAAUGAAGCAGCGUUGCCAACUUUCUCCAUUUCAUCAUACGGUUUGCAUGGCUGGUGUUCUUCUUAAAGACCCAGCUCCUGGAGUCAUUUGAUGACAUGAGAACCUCAGCUUGAAUUUAAAAAAAGUCAGUUUCAUGGUGCAGUAACUCAAAAACGAAAGUCUCAAAAACCAGGUGACAAAGAAGCCCAAAUAGAGUAAUUGUAAAAUCUCAUGAUUUUUAAGCCAAUCCCAUGAUUUUCAGGGGUCUGACACAUGAUGUUUGACCACUUAGGGUUGGCAAUGCUGAUGAUGGCUUAAUACCAGUUUAACUCUGGAAAAGGCUCAAGUACAUUUACAAAUGUUUUUCUCCUAGAGCCAUUGCCAGUGCAUAGUCAUCCCUGUUUUCCUGAAAGGCACCAAAGACUAAAAGCCUCUUUCACUAGACAGGAAAACAGAUCAAGAAUUUAUAUUUGAAGCAGGAUUUUACUAUGAACUGUAAAUACAUUAUGGGGGUAACUACCAGGGAGAGUGAAGAUCUAUUUAAGCUAAAGGACAAUGCUAGCACAAGAACAAAUGGAUAUAAACUGGCCAUGAACAAAUUCAGGCUGGAAAUGAGAAGAAGAUUUCUACCCAUCAGAGGGGUGAGGUUCUGGAACAGCCUCCCAAUUGGAGUAGUGGGGGGAAACAAAUGCAUUAGUUUCAAGAGAGAGCUGGAUGAAUUUAUGAGUGUGAUUGUAUGGCGGGGGUGGGGGCACAGCUAAGCAGGCCUGGGGCUCAUUUCUGAUUUAUGUCCUGUGUUCCUAAAGCUCAGGUUUCAGGGCUUCAGCCAACCACUUAAAGGGGUCAGGAGGGGAUUCCCCCCACAUGUAUUCUGGGAGGUUUUUUCUCUCUUUCCUCUGAAACAUCAGGGAUGGUCACAGCUGGAGA
This is a messenger RNA of Chelonoidis abingdonii (Abingdon island giant tortoise), 5120 nucleotides long. RefSeq names its product nuclear receptor interacting protein 2 (gene NRIP2). Gene Ontology annotation, biological process: proteolysis. Lineage: Eukaryota; Metazoa; Chordata; Testudines; Testudinidae. The record is from RefSeq and is a predicted model, not a curated record. Gene Ontology annotation, molecular function: aspartic-type endopeptidase activity.